AUGACAUGGUGGUGCAUGCCAAGGGAGCCGAGUACCAGCGGCGGAUCGUACGCUGGCGGGGGCGCCAACAAGCAGCUGGACGACGACGGGGAGCCGGUCGACGGGCUGAGCCCCAAGGCCAUCGAGAACAUCCUCAAGGAGCACAACGCAUUCCGCGCCAAGGAGCAUGUGCCCCCUCUCACGUGGAACGCGACGGUGGCCCAGUACGCGCAGCACUACGCGAACGAGCGCAAGGGGGACUGCGCGCUGAAGCACUCGACGGGGCCGUACGGGGAGAACCUCAUGUACGGCGAGGGCAGGACGUGGACGUGGCGCCACACCGUCGACGAGUGGAGCGAGGAGAAGCAGAACUACCACUACGGCACCAACAGCUGCGACGCCGGCAAGCAGUGCGGCCACUACACCGCCGUGGUGUGGAAGCACACCACCGCCGUCGGCUGCGGCCGCGUCACCUGCACCAGCGGCGACACCCUCAUGGUCUGCAGCUACUACCCGCCAGGGAACUACGACGGGGAGAAGCCAUUCUAA
Messenger RNA from Aegilops tauschii subsp. strangulata, 528 nucleotides. RefSeq names its product pathogenesis-related protein PRB1-3-like. Gene Ontology annotation, cellular component: extracellular region. The record is from RefSeq and is a predicted model, not a curated record. NCBI's taxonomy places the organism in Eukaryota, Viridiplantae, Streptophyta, Magnoliopsida, Poales, Poaceae.